Messenger RNA from Anthonomus grandis grandis, 2581 nucleotides. It is a transcript of the gene Ufl1, whose product is annotated as E3 UFM1-protein ligase 1 homolog. The record is from RefSeq and is a predicted model, not a curated record. The transcript is spliced from 3 exons. Gene Ontology annotation, molecular function: UFM1 ligase activity. Bases 147 to 2462 code for a protein of 771 amino acids. Gene Ontology annotation, biological process: response to endoplasmic reticulum stress; regulation of proteasomal ubiquitin-dependent protein catabolic process; protein K69-linked ufmylation. Gene Ontology annotation, cellular component: endoplasmic reticulum membrane. NCBI's taxonomy places the organism in Eukaryota, Metazoa, Arthropoda, Insecta, Coleoptera, Curculionidae.
UCCACCAUAUGUUAUUAAUUUUUAUUGUGGUGGUGUCAUGUAGUUUAGUUAUAUUUUAGUUUAUUUAUUACUAUAACUAAACUAACAGCCUUUAGUUUCCUUAGAUUAAGUAAGAAAAAACUUUAAACUUCAUUUAUUAUUCGAAAAUGGCCGACUGGGAAGAAGUAAAACGUCUUGCAGCGGACUUUCAAAAAGUCCAGCUAAGUUCCACUACACAAAAACUCUCUGAAAGAAAUUGUAUUGAAAUAGUGUCUUGGCUCUUGGAGAAGAAAAUUAUCGACUUAAUCUUCACUAGCGAUGGAAAAGAGUAUCUUACCCCUCAACAGCUCGUUACUGACAUACAAAAUGAACUUUAUGUUGCUGGGGGACGAAUUAAUAUUGGAGAGCUCGCCAAAGCUAUUGGAGUUGAUUAUGGGCAUAUUACAGGACAUCUAAAUGAAGUUUUAAGGACUAGAAAGGAUAUUCAGCAUAUUUUGGGUCAACUUAUAGACUCAACCUAUAUUACCAAGAUAGCUGGAGAAAUUAAUGAAAAAUUGCAGCAACAAGGUUCGCUCAAUGUUGGUGAACUUACGAUCACCUAUGACCUGCCAGCUGAGUUUUUGCAACAGCAAGUCUUGGAAAAACAUUUAGGGACCCUAAUAUUCGGCAAACAGGACUCCAAUGAUCCCAAAGUAUUCUUCACUGAAUCUUUUAUUGCCAGAAGUAAAGCGAAACUCAAGGGAGCCUUGGCAGGUAUCACUAAGCCAACUCCUGUGGUGAGCAUCUUAAGCCAAACAGGCAUGAGUGAAAAGUUGUUCUUUUCCUUAUUUGAUCAAACAUCGAUGUUUGGAGCUUUGACUAGUAGAAUUGCCGGGGCCCAGUAUAUACCCAAUUGUUACACUAGAAGCCAGAAUGAGUGGACUACGAAUUUCUAUAAACAGAACGGUUAUCUUGAGUUUGACGCUUUGACUCGUUUGGGCAUCCAGGAUUAUAAAAACUACUUGAAAAAACAGUUUUCUAAUGAGGACUUUUUAUUUCUGGAAACGUCUGUUGCAUCUAAACGAAUUUUGGAGCGUCUCGAAGCUCACAUAGAUGAAUGCAUUUCCAGUAAAAGUUAUGUAGAUUUGCAAAAUGUUUUACCAUCAGUCUUUACUUCCAAAGAUGUCAGCCUCAUUGUAGAUAAGCUGCUGACACCUCAAAAACAAGUGCAGACCUUAAUUUUAGAAGACUAUAUUCUUAGCAAGGCAUUUAUGGAUAAUAUGGCCUCAUCCUGCCAAGAUUUAGUAGCCUCUAAUGCCAAAAAACUAGUUGAAGUAGGCAAAUAUCAACAGUACCUAGUGGACUUGCAAGGAACAAAUAAAGGAGAGUCUAGGAGCCAUAAGAGUGAUGACUUUGAAGACAAAAUAGACAAGAGGGAAGAGAGGCGAAAGAAGGCCGCGGGUGGGAAUAAAGGAGGUGGUACUCAAGGCAGGGAAACAAAAACGAAAAGUACUAAGAAGCACUUUAGAGGCGGACAAAAGAAUGCUUCAGAAGAUUUUGACGAAUCUGCACAUACUGACCAGAAGAAGGUGCUUCAGGUGGUAACUUGUGUGGAGAUCAAGGAAGUUAUUGAGAAGGAAUUGGAAAAUGAGGGGUUGGAUACUUUGGUAGAUCCGAUAGCAGAAUAUUUGGGAUCAAAAUUAAAUGAACAAGGUCUACAAAUUGCUGCAGAUAUCUUUAAAACAACUGUAGCGGACCAAAACGCCAAUCGUCGAAAGACUCAUAACGAGCUGCAGGAAAAAUUAAACGACCUUAUCAGCGAGAUUCGAUUGUUUUCUAAAGGCAUAAAGUUACUUCCCACAGACUUACAAAACCAACUCAAUAAAUAUUUGCUAAAAACAAUCGCCACUGACAUAGUAACGGAAGUGUUAAACUAUGCCGCUCAAGAGUCCAUGACAAACACACAAACUGACAAAUUUAAUCAGGACCAACGGUUAAAGUUCGUCAACGAACUUCCUGACACUUUUAAGCCUCACGUACUACCGCUCGUUAAAAGUUUGACUGCUCAGGCAUUGGAAGAUUUUAUGGCAAGCGUGGAUCCGGCUUUGGCAGCUUGCAGCAUGAUCAUUAAGAAAAUCGAUAAAAAAAAGGACAGGACGAUAGUCUUGAACCAUAAGCACAAAUUAUUGGAGGAGCUGAACGUUUGCGAAGAUGUCGCUCUUGUAUUACACUUGGCAACAUUAAUCAUUUUUAUUUCGGCUACUCAGUGUAUGUUACAUGCUUCAGGACGUCACGUUUCUGCCAUACUGAACUAUCUAAAACCGUCUCUGACUGCUGAGCAGUACUCAGAACUUAUGGCCUAUCAUGACUUUAUCACUCUUAUGUUAAGUAACGGAAGUGAGGCUGAGAAUGCCAAGGAGAAAUUAAAAGAAAAAAAGGAUCUUAUAAAGCAAAUUGCCAGUGAAUUUAAACUGUCUUCUGGAGGAGAUAAAACUAAUUUAUAAAAUUCUCUGUAUAUAGGUGCUUCUUAGUUUGUAUAGCUAAUUAUACAUAUUUUGUGGAUGGUGUUUUCAAAACUGUACAUAUUAUAAAUAGUUAUUAAAUAUAUAUUUAUAAGAGCAAA